AUGGUCGCCAAUUUGCAUUUCACAUUCUUCACGGUGAAGCACCCAAAUUGUAGAAAGCCAUUUGAUGAUCGUGGGGGAACGCUGGCACACUCAACCUAUCCGCCGGUUGGCAAGAGUCACUAUGAUGCAGAUGAAAUAUGGGUGAUCGACCAUCAGAAAUUGGCAGAAAUGGAGGGAUCGAGAGACCUGCAAUCUCUCGCCCUUCAUGAGAUCGGCCAUCUUCUGGGGUUGGCUCUCUUAAGGAAAGGGACGACUCUACCAAAGAAAGGCUCAACAGUAAAAGAAUUGAAGAUGGAAAGAAGCUCAGUGGUAAUGGUAAAAGAAUUGAAGAUGGAAAGAAGCUCAGUGGUAAUGGCAAAAGAAUUGAAGAUGGAAAAAAGAUACAAGAAUCUCUCAAAUUAA
This is a messenger RNA of Nymphaea colorata (pocket water lily), 402 nucleotides long. RefSeq names its product metalloendoproteinase 2-MMP-like. Gene Ontology annotation, biological process: proteolysis; collagen catabolic process; extracellular matrix organization. The record is from RefSeq and is a predicted model, not a curated record. Bases 1 to 402 code for a protein of 133 amino acids. NCBI's taxonomy places the organism in Eukaryota, Viridiplantae, Streptophyta, Magnoliopsida, Nymphaeales, Nymphaeaceae. Gene Ontology annotation, cellular component: extracellular matrix. Gene Ontology annotation, molecular function: metalloendopeptidase activity; zinc ion binding. The transcript has a single exon.